Closterium sp. Naga37s-1 is the source of this 6561-nucleotide messenger RNA. The record is from the annotation of a GenBank genome assembly. Lineage: Eukaryota; Viridiplantae; Streptophyta; Zygnematophyceae; Desmidiales; Closteriaceae.
AUGCAGAGGGCGAGCACAGCAUACCAGCAGAGGGAGACGGGGUCGACCAUGCAGAGGGCGAGCACAGCAUACCAGCAGAGGGAGACGGGGUCGACCAUGCAGAGGGCGAGCACAGCAUACCAGCAGAGGGAGACGGGGUCGACCAUGCAGAGGGCGAGCACAGCAUACCAGCAGAGGGAGACGGGGUCGACCAUGCAGAGGGCGAGCACAGCAUACCAGCAGAGGGAGACGGGGUCGACCAUGCAGAGGGCGAGCACAGCAUACCAGCAGAGGGAGACGGGGUCGACCAUGCAGAGGGCGAGCACAGCAUACCAGCAGAGGGAGACGGGGUCGACCAUGCAGAGGGCGAGCACAGCAUACCAGCAGAGGGAGACGGGGUCGACCAUGCAGAGGGCGAGCACAGCAUACCAGCAGAGGGAGACGGGGUCGACCAUGCAGAGGGCGAGCACAGCAUACCAGCAGAGGGAGACGGGGUCGACCAUGCAGAGGGCGAGCACAGCAUACCAGCAGAGGGAGACGGGGUCGACCAUGCAGAGGGCGAGCACAGCAUACCAGCAGAGGGAGACGGGGUCGACCAUGCAGAGGGCGAGCACAGCAUACCAGCAGAGGGAGACGGGGUCGACCAUGCAGAGGGCGAGCACAGCAUACCAGCAGAGGGAGACGGGGUCGACCAUGCAGAGGGCGAGCACAGCAUACCAGCAGAGGGAGACGGGGUCGACCAUGCAGAGGGCGAGCACAGCAUACCAGCAGAGGGAGACGGGGUCGACCAUGCAGAGGGCGAGCACAGCAUACCAGCAGAGGGAGACGGGGUCGACCAUGCAGAGGGCGAGCACAGCAUACCAGCAGAGGGAGACGGGGUCGACCAUGCAGAGGGCGAGCACAGCAUACCAGCAGAGGGAGACGGGGUCGACCAUGCAGAGGGCGAGCACAGCAUACCAGCAGAGGGAGACGGGGUCGACCAUGCAGAGGGCGAGCACAGCAUACCAGCAGAGGGAGACGGGGUCGACCAUGCAGAGGGCGAGCACAGCAUACCAGCAGAGGGAGACGGGGUCGACCAUGCAGAGGGCGAGCACAGCAUACCAGCAGAGGGAGACGGGGUCGACCAUGCAGAGGGCGAGCACAGCAUACCAGCAGAGGGAGACGGGGUCGACCAUGCAGAGGGCGAGCACAGCAUACCAGCAGAGGGAGACGGGGUCGACCAUGCAGAGGGCGAGCACAGCAUACCAGCAGAGGGAGACGGGGUCGACCAUGCAGAGGGCGAGCACAGCAUACCAGCAGAGGGAGACGGGGUCGACCAUGCAGAGGGCGAGCACAGCAUACCAGCAGAGGGAGACGGGGUCGACCAUGCAGAGGGCGAGCACAGCAUACCAGCAGAGGGAGACGGGGUCGACCAUGCAGAGGGCGAGCACAGCAUACCAGCAGAGGGAGACGGGGUCGACCAUGCAGAGGGCGAGCACAGCAUACCAGCAGAGGGAGACGGGGUCGACCAUGCAGAGGGCGAGCACAGCAUACCAGCAGAGGGAGACGGGGUCGACCAUGCAGAGGGCGAGCACAGCAUACCAGCAGAGGGAGACGGGGUCGACCAUGCAGAGGGCGAGCACAGCAUACCAGCAGAGGGAGACGGGGUCGACCAUGCAGAGGGCGAGCACAGCAUACCAGCAGAGGGAGACGGGGUCGACCAUGCAGAGGGCGAGCACAGCAUACCAGCAGAGGGAGACGGGGUCGACCAUGCAGAGGGCGAGCACAGCAUACCAGCAGAGGGAGACGGGGUCGACCAUGCAGAGGGCGAGCACAGCAUACCAGCAGAGGGAGACGGGGUCGACCAUGCAGAGGGCGAGCACAGCAUACCAGCAGAGGGAGACGGGGUCGACCAUGCAGAGGGCGAGCACAGCAUACCAGCAGAGGGAGACGGGGUCGACCAUGCAGAGGGCGAGCACAGCAUACCAGCAGAGGGAGACGGGGUCGACCAUGCAGAGGGCGAGCACAGCAUACCAGCAGAGGGAGACGGGGUCGACCAUGCAGAGGGCGAGCACAGCAUACCAGCAGAGGGAGACGGGGUCGACCAUGCAGAGGGCGAGCACAGCAUACCAGCAGAGGGAGACGGGGUCGACCAUGCAGAGGGCGAGCACAGCAUACCAGCAGAGGGAGACGGGGUCGACCAUGCAGAGGGCGAGCACAGCAUACCAGCAGAGGGAGACGGGGUCGACCAUGCAGAGGGCGAGCACAGCAUACCAGCAGAGGGAGACGGGGUCGACCAUGCAGAGGGCGAGCACAGCAUACCAGCAGAGGGAGACGGGGUCGACCAUGCAGAGGGCGAGCACAGCAUACCAGCAGAGGGAGACGGGGUCGACCAUGCAGAGGGCGAGCACAGCAUACCAGCAGAGGGAGACGGGGUCGACCAUGCAGAGGGCGAGCACAGCAUACCAGCAGAGGGAGACGGGGUCGACCAUGCAGAGGGCGAGCACAGCAUACCAGCAGAGGGAGACGGGGUCGACCAUGCAGAGGGCGAGCACAGCAUACCAGCAGAGGGAGACGGGGUCGACCAUGCAGAGGGCGAGCACAGCAUACCAGCAGAGGGAGACGGGGUCGACCAUGCAGAGGGCGAGCACAGCAUACCAGCAGAGGGAGACGGGGUCGACCAUGCAGAGGGCGAGCACAGCAUACCAGCAGAGGGAGACGGGGUCGACCAUGCAGAGGGCGAGCACAGCAUACCAGCAGAGGGAGACGGGGUCGACCAUGCAGAGGGCGAGCACAGCAUACCAGCAGAGGGAGACGGGGUCGACCAUGCAGAGGGCGAGCACAGCAUACCAGCAGAGGGAGACGGGGUCGACCAUGCAGAGGGCGAGCACAGCAUACCAGCAGAGGGAGACGGGGUCGACCAUGCAGAGGGCGAGCACAGCAUACCAGCAGAGGGAGACGGGGUCGACCAUGCAGAGGGCGAGCACAGCAUACCAGCAGAGGGAGACGGGGUCGACCAUGCAGAGGGCGAGCACAGCAUACCAGCAGAGGGAGACGGGGUCGACCAUGCAGAGGGCGAGCACAGCAUACCAGCAGAGGGAGACGGGGUCGACCAUGCAGAGGGCGAGCACAGCAUACCAGCAGAGGGAGACGGGGUCGACCAUGCAGAGGGCGAGCACAGCAUACCAGCAGAGGGAGACGGGGUCGACCAUGCAGAGGGCGAGCACAGCAUACCAGCAGAGGGAGACGGGGUCGACCAUGCAGAGGGCGAGCACAGCAUACCAGCAGAGGGAGACGGGGUCGACCAUGCAGAGGGCGAGCACAGCAUACCAGCAGAGGGAGACGGGGUCGACCAUGCAGAGGGCGAGCACAGCAUACCAGCAGAGGGAGACGGGGUCGACCAUGCAGAGGGCGAGCACAGCAUACCAGCAGAGGGAGACGGGGUCGACCAUGCAGAGGGCGAGCACAGCAUACCAGCAGAGGGAGACGGGGUCGACCAUGCAGAGGGCGAGCACAGCAUACCAGCAGAGGGAGACGGGGUCGACCAUGCAGAGGGCGAGCACAGCAUACCAGCAGAGGGAGACGGGGUCGACCAUGCAGAGGGCGAGCACAGCAUACCAGCAGAGGGAGACGGGGUCGACCAUGCAGAGGGCGAGCACAGCAUACCAGCAGAGGGAGACGGGGUCGACCAUGCAGAGGGCGAGCACAGCAUACCAGCAGAGGGAGACGGGGUCGACCAUGCAGAGGGCGAGCACAGCAUACCAGCAGAGGGAGACGGGGUCGACCAUGCAGAGGGCGAGCACAGCAUACCAGCAGAGGGAGACGGGGUCGACCAUGCAGAGGGCGAGCACAGCAUACCAGCAGAGGGAGACGGGGUCGACCAUGCAGAGGGCGAGCACAGCAUACCAGCAGAGGGAGACGGGGUCGACCAUGCAGAGGGCGAGCACAGCAUACCAGCAGAGGGAGACGGGGUCGACCAUGCAGAGGGCGAGCACAGCAUACCAGCAGAGGGAGACGGGGUCGACCAUGCAGAGGGCGAGCACAGCAUACCAGCAGAGGGAGACGGGGUCGACCAUGCAGAGGGCGAGCACAGCAUACCAGCAGAGGGAGACGGGGUCGACCAUGCAGAGGGCGAGCACAGCAUACCAGCAGAGGGAGACGGGGUCGACCAUGCAGAGGGCGAGCACAGCAUACCAGCAGAGGGAGACGGGGUCGACCAUGCAGAGGGCGAGCACAGCAUACCAGCAGAGGGAGACGGGGUCGACCAUGCAGAGGGCGAGCACAGCAUACCAGCAGAGGGAGACGGGGUCGACCAUGCAGAGGGCGAGCACAGCAUACCAGCAGAGGGAGACGGGGUCGACCAUGCAGAGGGCGAGCACAGCAUACCAGCAGAGGGAGACGGGGUCGACCAUGCAGAGGGCGAGCACAGCAUACCAGCAGAGGGAGACGGGGUCGACCAUGCAGAGGGCGAGCACAGCAUACCAGCAGAGGGAGACGGGGUCGACCAUGCAGAGGGCGAGCACAGCAUACCAGCAGAGGGAGACGGGGUCGACCAUGCAGAGGGCGAGCACAGCAUACCAGCAGAGGGAGACGGGGUCGACCAUGCAGAGGGCGAGCACAGCAUACCAGCAGAGGGAGACGGGGUCGACCAUGCAGAGGGCGAGCACAGCAUACCAGCAGAGGGAGACGGGGUCGACCAUGCAGAGGGCGAGCACAGCAUACCAGCAGAGGGAGACGGGGUCGACCAUGCAGAGGGCGAGCACAGCAUACCAGCAGAGGGAGACGGGGUCGACCAUGCAGAGGGCGAGCACAGCAUACCAGCAGAGGGAGACGGGGUCGACCAUGCAGAGGGCGAGCACAGCAUACCAGCAGAGGGAGACGGGGUCGACCAUGCAGAGGGCGAGCACAGCAUACCAGCAGAGGGAGACGGGGUCGACCAUGCAGAGGGCGAGCACAGCAUACCAGCAGAGGGAGACGGGGUCGACCAUGCAGAGGGCGAGCACAGCAUACCAGCAGAGGGAGACGGGGUCGACCAUGCAGAGGGCGAGCACAGCAUACCAGCAGAGGGAGACGGGGUCGACCAUGCAGAGGGCGAGCACAGCAUACCAGCAGAGGGAGACGGGGUCGACCAUGCAGAGGGCGAGCACAGCAUACCAGCAGAGGGAGACGGGGUCGACCAUGCAGAGGGCGAGCACAGCAUACCAGCAGAGGGAGACGGGGUCGACCAUGCAGAGGGCGAGCACAGCAUACCAGCAGAGGGAGACGGGGUCGACCAUGCAGAGGGCGAGCACAGCAUACCAGCAGAGGGAGACGGGGUCGACCAUGCAGAGGGCGAGCACAGCAUACCAGCAGAGGGAGACGGGGUCGACCAUGCAGAGGGCGAGCACAGCAUACCAGCAGAGGGAGACGGGGUCGACCAUGCAGAGGGCGAGCACAGCAUACCAGCAGAGGGAGACGGGGUCGACCAUGCAGAGGGCGAGCACAGCAUACCAGCAGAGGGAGACGGGGUCGACCAUGCAGAGGGCGAGCACAGCAUACCAGCAGAGGGAGACGGGGUCGACCAUGCAGAGGGCGAGCACAGCAUACCAGCAGAGGGAGACGGGGUCGACCAUGCAGAGGGCGAGCACAGCAUACCAGCAGAGGGAGACGGGGUCGACCAUGCAGAGGGCGAGCACAGCAUACCAGCAGAGGGAGACGGGGUCGACCAUGCAGAGGGCGAGCACAGCAUACCAGCAGAGGGAGACGGGGUCGACCAUGCAGAGGGCGAGCACAGCAUACCAGCAGAGGGAGACGGGGUCGACCAUGCAGAGGGCGAGCACAGCAUACCAGCAGAGGGAGACGGGGUCGACCAUGCAGAGGGCGAGCACAGCAUACCAGCAGAGGGAGACGGGGUCGACCAUGCAGAGGGCGAGCACAGCAUACCAGCAGAGGGAGACGGGGUCGACCAUGCAGAGGGCGAGCACAGCAUACCAGCAGAGGGAGACGGGGUCGACCAUGCAGAGGGCGAGCACAGCAUACCAGCAGAGGGAGACGGGGUCGACCAUGCAGAGGGCGAGCACAGCAUACCAGCAGAGGGAGACGGGGUCGACCAUGCAGAGGGCGAGCACAGCAUACCAGCAGAGGGAGACGGGGUCGACCAUGCAGAGGGCGAGCACAGCAUACCAGCAGAGGGAGACGGGGUCGACCAUGCAGAGGGCGAGCACAGCAUACCAGCAGAGGGAGACGGGGUCGACCAUGCAGAGGGCGAGCACAGCAUACCAGCAGAGGGAGACGGGGCGGUGCGGUGGGGCAGGUUUGGAUGUGGGGAGCAGGGGCCAGCACACGGCAGGUGCAGGAGGAGCGAUGAUGCAGAGACGAGCGGGAGAAGGGGGGGGGGCGCACCUGCACGAUGCUGGUGUUGAGCCAAUUGUAAAAGUCAUUGGGACCAGAGAAAGUGUUGGAGGAGUCCUGACUCAUGCCCUGCUCUCAGGCGGGGAGAGACGCACGCAGGGCGGAGGGAGAGGAGAAGUGACGGGGACUCUGGGAGGAGAAGCGGCAAUAGUGGAGGGAACUAGGCAAGGGCACAGCUUGAGUUCUAAUGCACGUUGGUUUGAAUGCAGCUAG